Messenger RNA from Chenopodium quinoa (quinoa), 1645 nucleotides. RefSeq names its product chalcone synthase-like. Gene Ontology annotation, biological process: polyketide biosynthetic process. NCBI's taxonomy places the organism in Eukaryota, Viridiplantae, Streptophyta, Magnoliopsida, Caryophyllales, Amaranthaceae. The record is from RefSeq and is a predicted model, not a curated record. Gene Ontology annotation, molecular function: acyltransferase activity, transferring groups other than amino-acyl groups. The coding region runs from base 103 to 1269 and encodes 388 amino acids. The transcript is spliced from 2 exons.
UGCCUAUGACUACAAGUACCAUUCUCAAUCGAUUGAGUCUUUUCUUUCUCCUCACUAACACAUCUCUUCUCCCAUAGCUAUCAGCCUUUUGGUCACGAUAAGAUGGCACAAGUGGCUGUCAAUGAAACAAAAGCCUUAGCUAACGUCUUAGCCAUUGGCACUGCUAAUCCACCGAAUAUUGUGUACCAAGCUGAAUGUGCUGACCACUAUUUCCGUGUUACUAAUAGUGAGCAUAUGACUAAUCUCAAGGCCAAAUACAAGCGCAUAUGUGAGAAAACAAUGAUCAACAAGCGACACUUGAACGUAUCUGAGGAGAUCUUAAAAGAGUACCCGCAAUUGUGCGAUUACAAUGCUCCCUCGUUGGACAUUCGUCAAUCCAUACUCGCUAAGGAGGUUCCCAAACUCGGAAAAGAGGCGGCUUUGAAGGCCAUUGAAGAGUGGGGACAGCCCAUAAACAAGAUCACCCAUCUUAUCUUCUGUACGUCCACUGAAGUCAACAUGCCCGGCGCCGACUACCAGCUGACUCGGCUUCUAGGCCUUAACCCUUCAGUGAAGCGAUACAUGCUUAGCCAAGUUGGUUGCCAUGCUGGAGGAGCUUCACUUCGUUUGGCCAAGGACCUUGCAGAGAACAACUCUGAUGCUCGAGUACUUGUUGUGUGCUCUGAGAGCGCAACCAUUUUCUUCCGUGGGCCUUCUGAGACCGACAUGGAGUUCAUGUUGGCUCAAGCUCUUUUUGCAGAUGGAGCUGCGGCUGUGAUCGUGGGUGCAAACCCAGAUGAGUCGUUGAAUGAACGACCCAUUUUUCAGUUAGUCUUGACUACACAGACAAUACUGCCUAACUCUGAAGGGGCUAUUGGAGGCAACCUCAGAGAAGUUGGGCUAGAAGUUCAAUUUCUUCCGACUGUUCCGGGGCUAAUAUCGUAUCACAUUGAGAAAUCUCUAGUUCAAGCCUUUGAUCCGUUAGGGGUCAAAGACUGGAACUCGAUGUUUUGGAUUGUUCACCCUGGAGGUUCUGCUAUUUUAAGCCAAAUAGAAUCUAAAAUUAAGCUUAAGGAUAGCAAACUAAAAAGUUCUUGGCAUGUUUUAAGGGAGUUUGGAAACAUGUCGAGUGCAAGUGUGUUGUUCAUAAUGGAUGAGACGCGUAAGAGGUCGCUAGAUGAAGGUAAGGCUACCACCGGGGAUGGAUUGGAGUUGGGUGUCUUAUUCGGCUUCGGCCCCGGUGUUACUGUUGAGACGAUCGUCCUCCGGAGUUUCCCGCUUAAUAAGUAGGUCGUUGAUUGGUGUUACUGUUGAGACGAUUGUCCUCCGGAGUUUCCCGCUUAAUAAGUAGGUCGUCGAUUGGUGUUUAAGCAAGUGUCUUUUCUCCAAGCUAUUUGUGUUUAUGUCUUCAACUUGUGUCUAAUGAAAUCCUGUUUCAAUUCCUAUAUAUUGUACUGUUGUUGUAAUGCGUGUGUGGCCGUGUGAGCUUUAGCCUAAUUUUAUAAAUAAAUAUAUUAAUGAGUAAAUGAGUGAAUGUAUCAAAGUUAAACAUAUAGGGAACACUAUUGGUAGAUAUAGUCGACGUUAUAAACUUGAACAAUAUGUCCAUUAUUAUCCCAAUUAAUUAAUACUAGAUGAAAUCCGUGCGAUGCACAGUUUGUUAGUA